AUGAAGUGUGAGUUAAGAAGAAAACACUGCACUGAUCAAGCAGGAGUCGGGACAGGCCUUGUUGGCAUUGAUGGGUUCAUCUGGUCAACUCUCAUAAUUUCCAGACCGAGAGAGCAAGGAGCAAUGACCAUUAAUCUCGAUAAUAUUCAUCCAUCCAUUGACCCAUUCAUCCCAUCCUUUCUUUAUUCGAAUUCCAUUGCAGCAUCAUCUCAUCCAUCCGAGUCAGAUAAGAAAAAUCAAAUCCAAAGUAACAUCGCCCUAAAACUUCCCAAACUUAAAAAUGCAUCCGCUCAUGUGGCUAUGGCUGACAUCACUAGUCUCAUGAGACGCGCCACAAUUACCACUCUAGGCCCUAUCACGGGAAUUAAUCCCCGUAAUCAGCGCCAUGGCAUACCUAAAACGGAGACUUGCUCAGACGCCAUGCCUUGA
Botrytis fragariae is the source of this 429-nucleotide messenger RNA. RefSeq lists its product as uncharacterized. Bases 1 to 429 code for a protein of 142 amino acids. The transcript is spliced from 4 exons. The record is from RefSeq and is a predicted model, not a curated record. NCBI's taxonomy places the organism in Eukaryota, Fungi, Ascomycota, Leotiomycetes, Helotiales, Sclerotiniaceae.